This is a messenger RNA of Ostertagia ostertagi, 876 nucleotides long. NCBI's taxonomy places the organism in Eukaryota, Metazoa, Nematoda, Chromadorea, Rhabditida, Trichostrongylidae. The record is from the annotation of a GenBank genome assembly.
AUGACAAAAGAUGCAGAGUCUCAUCUUCUUCACAAAGCGCACGACAGAAAACCGGAAAUCGCUAGGAUGAGAUCCCCCGUGUCGGCGUGGAUUACUGGAUUGGCCACUAUAAUGGCAAUUGUUGCUUGCUUGGCUUUCAGUAUAUUUUUCCAUAGAGCACUUAGUGGCUUCUCUAAACAGGUCAACGCAUUCGUUUCUGUCGGUGACUUCAGUUCAGUUCUAUUGCAAGCUGUUGUUUUUGUCGUUUCUGCUGCGGUGGUCGUCUACCUACUGUUUGUUUACCUGGCGUCUGAAGAGUCGAAAAAGUGCACUCAUUACUAUCUGAUAAUGUACGUGUUCAGCUCGAAUAUUUUCAAACGUGCUAGCGGUCUGUGGUUCACCCUGCCUUCUGUUCUUCUCAUCGUUUGGCUCUCAAGGCUUCCUUAUACUAUGGGUCCUGAUGUUGUGCUUUGUGUCUUCAGUGUCCUUAGGGUGGGCCACAACCCCACACGUAAGUUCGCUCAUCGGUACCCUAUGUCAACCUUUUUCACGAUGGAGCGUGCACGCUUUAUUUUCUGUUUAUUGGGGGAAUUUACUCCUUCUGUGCGCUCAUUGAUCAACAAUGUUUCGACUUCCGAGUUCUCAUACCAGCUAUCGUUAGCAGGAUUCAGUAAUAAGAAGGUUGACAUGGUUUUCUGUGCUGAAAAGAAGGAGCUGUUGUGUUCACAAGAAAACAAUCAAAUAUGGAAUUUUUUAGCAGCAUUCAUCUGCUGCGUUUUAACAUUUGCAGCUGUCCUCUUUGUUCAAAACUGCGUCGUCUAUGGAUUCGGAAAACGGCAAGCGGCAAAGGAAUAUAGAAGAAGGGAAAAUUACGAAAUGAAAACGUUGAACUCCUGA